CGCUGUAGCUUUUGGCCUGAUUGUAUGGUAAUGACAUCAAAGUUGCUGUUGACCUUAAAGCAAAAGACUGCAGUAAAGUAGAGAGCUCUGCAUGUGGCAUGAAGGGGCCUUGACUGAGAGAAGAGGAAUAAUGUCAGGAUGAGGUAAGUUUUUUAAUCAGUGAAGUUGGCCGGUAUGGGUAGAUCUGUUGAAGUGGGAAGAGAAGCUGUGACAUAUUGGUCCCUUUGAAGUUGCGUUUGCCUCAUCGUCUCCGGCUCACUCCGAGGCUAAAUCUCAUCCGCACAAUUCUUCCAUAAUAGGGAAAAAAUCCUGUAACAUGAAAAUUAUACUUGUGUGUCUUUCGUUUAAGAAGGACUUCAGUGGUCUUUUGGCGGCACUCAAAGAUGAAAAUCUUGAGUAGUUUGUGUGCGUUGGUCAUACAGACUUCAGGACAGAAGCAACAGCAGCAGAUGUCUUUGAGAACAUUCAAAGGGCAAAUUUGAAGAUUUAGCUCACUGCAAAUCUCGGGUAUUCAAUAUUUGCUAUCAACAUUUUCUCAAUUAUGACCAUGUUAACACCAAUAUACAAUUCAUUAUUGAUAAAGAAUUACAGUGACGCAAUAACUUGUUAGGAGGGGUUAUUUAGGGUAACUGUUUGAUUAUAUGCAAUUUAGAUUAGUUGGAUGUGUGUUAGAGGUAGAUUGCCCCUGUCCCUUAUUUCGCACAUUGUUAAUGUAGGCCCAGUGGAUGUCUUUUAUGCAUUUGAAAUGAAUAGGCACGAAUAUGUGAAUUAAGUGAGUUAUGGCAUUAUGUGCUCUUUCAUUUCUAUGGUUAUAGUCUAAAUAUCUGUAUAAUUGCAGUAUAACUUCUGAAUACCAAUUAACUGAAUAAAAUAUUUACACAUUCAAGCUUUGUGCUUUGAAUUUGUGCAUAUGUGCUCAUGAAGUCUAAAUCUGUGUGAUGUUCAAGUGCUUGUGUGUCGUCCCUCAUCGUUUAGUCAGUCACCAUCAACACUAAUCAGCACUAAUUAGACCUUUGUCUUUUUCUUUGCUGUCUUGCAGGAAUGUAAACUGUAGCCAUUACUAGACCAGAGACCUGAAGCAUCCUACCCCCAAAAAAAUCCCCUGUGUGUCCUCACAGUACCGGUGGAUUUCCUUACCUUAAAACUCAUAGAAAUUGACCAGAAGGUGGAUUCUUCCGUUUCCUUCCAGACAGAUAGCAAACCAAAGGAUAAAGCUUUUUAACAAACGCAGACACUGCUUAGGAUUUUAUUCCAUUUAACCACAUUUUGGUAGGUAACUGGUAGGUACCGUUUAAAGGAAUUUCUUACUAAUUGGGAGUAGACUGUUGUCUGAAACAUGGCUGAAGCAAUGGAGGCUCCUGACAUUGCUGUUGUGGCACUGUACUUUGUCCUGGUGCUUGCGAUUGGCUUCUUCGCCACGUGGAAAGCCAAUAGGAGCACGGUGAGCGGCUACUUUCUUGCCGGACGUUCCAUGAACUGGGUGGUGGUUGGAGCAUCGCUGUUUGUCAGCAACAUCGGCAGCGAACACUUCAUCGGCCUGGCUGGGUCCGGGGCGGCCAGUGGGUUUGCCGUUGGCGCCUGGGAAUUCAACGCCCUGCUGCUUCUGCAGCUCCUCGGUUGGGUCUUCAUCCCCGUGUACAUCCACUGCGGGAUCUACACAAUGCCGGAGUACCUCUCCAAGCGCUAUGGAGGUAAGAGACUGAAGGUGUACUUCGCAAGCCUUUCCAUCCUGCUUUACAUCUUCACCAAGCUGUCUGUAGACUUGUAUGCUGGAGCCCUGUUCAUACAGGAGUCGCUUGGCUGGAACCUCUACUUGUCAGUCACUAUUCUCAUUAGCAUGACGGCUCUGUUGACGGUCACUGGUGGUUUGGUGGCUGUCAUUUACACCGACACCCUUCAGGCAGUGCUCAUGAUUGGAGGUGCCCUGAGUCUGACCGUCAUCAGCUUGAUGAAGGUUGGUGGCCUGGAGGGAUUGCGGGAAAAGUACAUGCAGGCUGUUCCCAACGUCACAGCCAUACUGGCAUCCAAUAACUUCACCUUCACCUACACCAACUCCUGUCGCAUCCAUCCCAAACCUGACUCCCUGAGGAUCCUGCGAGGGCCGUUCGAUGAGGACAUUCCCUGGCCCGGUUUUCUUCUGGGCCAGACACCAGCCUCAAUCUGGUACUGGUGUGCCGACCAAGUCAUCGUCCAGAGAGUGCUUGCUGCGAAGAACAUCGUCCACGCCAAGGCUUCCACGCUCAUGGCAGGAUUCCUGAAGGUCCUCCCCAUGUUUAUCAUCGUGAUUCCCGGGAUGAUCUCACGCAUACUGUUUGCAGACGAGCUUGUGUGUAUUAGCCCAGAGCACUGUAUGCAGGUGUGUGGUAGCCAGGCAGGCUGCUCGAACAUUGCAUACCCUCGACUGGUGAUGAGUGUGAUGCCAGUUGGCCUGCGCGGUUUGAUGAUGGCUGUCAUGAUUGCUGCUCUCAUGAGCGACCUGGACUCCAUCUUCAACAGUGCUAGCACCAUCUUCACCCUCGACAUCUACAAGAUGGUCCGAAAGUGUGCCUCCUCCCGAGAGCUGUUGAUCGUCGGCCGAAUGUUUGUGAUCAUCAUGGUGGGCAUCAGCAUCGCUUGGGUACCAGUCAUCAUCGAGAUGCAAGGAGGCCAGAUGUACCUGUACAUCCAAGAGAUCGCUGGGUAUCUUACUCCGCCCGUAGCUGCCCUGUUUAUGCUCGGCGUCUUCACGACACGCUGCAACGAGACUGGUGCCUUCUGGGGUGGCAUGACUGGCUUCGUCCUGGGUACCACACGCCUGAUGCUUGGCUUCGUCUACCGCGAGCCCAGAUGCGAUCAGCCUGACGACCGCCCCUUUUUUAUCACCCAUAUUCACUACAUGUAUAUAGCGGCUGGGCUUUUCUGGCUCUCAGGAGCGGUUGCUGUGGUGGUCAGUCUCUGCACCCCUCCCCCCUCAAAGGAGAGAGUCCGCAACACCACUGUGUGGGGGCUUCCGAAAUUCGAGGGGGUUCCUGUCCGAGACCACGAGGAGCUACACGAGCUAAACAAGAGUCCGAUCGUUUGCAAUGGCAAUGGCACCCUCCACAAGCAGAUACCAAUGGACAUUAAGAAAGAGAAGAUCCUGGAUGAGGCUGACAUCCAACUCCUCAUGCCAGCCGGCGACCACGAUCACAUGACCUUGAACACAGAGCUGCCCACGCCGUCGGAGAAUUAUGGGAACGGCCACGCUGAGCUGGUGAACAACGAGGAGGAUGGCAGUAACCGCAGCGCCAGCCGCGGAGGAGAGAAGGGCUUGUGCAUGCGUCUGUUUGUUUGGCUCUUCGGCAGCAAAGAACAAGAGGACGCAACCCAAGCCCAAGUGUCAGAGGAAGACCACGAACAUAUUAUGGAGAUGCUCUACGAACCUCCCAAAAUGAAGUUGUUGCUCAACCUUGGCCUUUUUUUGGUGUGCUCCUUGGGAGUUUUCAUGUUUGUGUAUUUUUCCCUAUAGUUUAGCUCCUGCUAUUGGGACCAUAUGUAAAGCAAUUUGAACAGUGGCACCUGUAGUAUCGGAGUUUCGUUAUUAAAAUGCGAUCUGGAGUCUGUAAUAUUUACAGUAGGAUUUUAGCUUCUUUGGAGGGACCUGAAGAGAUAGGAGCUUGAAUGUCAGACUUUGGGAAAUUAUUAGUUCCCUUACUGUAGAUGGACAAAAUAUCUAUAUCAUGUACAACUAUUUCAAAAGGUUCUUCCUACCAACCAUUUUAUGCUGAUGGGCAUAUAUGGGAUUACUGGACAACUAAGUUAAAUGUGUAUAACCGUUUUUCUCUAGCAAGUGGUAUGGUAAGAUUAUUUAUUUUUGUUAUUUUUUUCCUCUGGAAAAAAAGACUUAGAUGUUUUUCUCUGUAUUCAGUGUUGGCUGUUUGUGACUGUUUUGGGACCGUUGAGAUAAUUUAAUCAUUAUUCUUGUCUUUUUCAAGUAACCAUCUAGUGUCUGUAGCAUAUCUUGAACAGCGGUCAUACCUAUCGCAGUGUGCAGACUAUAUUAGUGAUCCUCACAAUGGUGUUCCUAUAAUUGUGUGUGUUUGUUUAGUUGGCCCAUAGCCAUAUGUGUAAUUCUGUCUACUCCUAGUGGUGAACUGUUGUACUGCUGUUUGAAGCACUUUCCAAGCCAAGCCUUCAAUGAUCUAUUUUUUUUUUGUGUGAUAUUUUCUGUUUUGUUGUUUUUCAAAGGUAUGACCAAAAAUCCACCAAAAA
Molecule: messenger RNA, 4230 nt
Organism: Clupea harengus (Atlantic herring)
Lineage: Eukaryota; Metazoa; Chordata; Actinopteri; Clupeiformes; Clupeidae
Gene: slc5a3b
Product: sodium/myo-inositol cotransporter
Exons: 2
Coding region: 1337-3487 (716 amino acids)
Biological process (GO): transmembrane transport; myo-inositol transport; inositol metabolic process
Cellular component (GO): plasma membrane
Molecular function (GO): D-glucose:sodium symporter activity
Source: RefSeq, a predicted model, not a curated record